AUGGCUAAGCGAACUGCUCUAACAAUGGAAGCAAGUUUCUAUUCCGAUUGUGCAACUGACUCGAUUCGCUCAGUACCAGAUAAUAGAAAAAUUCAGAAACAGUACGCAAGCAGUCCAGAAUCUGAGUCUAGUGAUGAUUUGAUUCAUUUUCUUGACUGUGGAACAGUAGAAACCAUCUCGAGAAUACAAGAACACUGGAAGCCGUGUGAUAUUUCCAUGUUCAAGUCUGAUAACUCUGAUUUCGCUUCGCUGCCAAUUAACUUUGGCGCUCCUUUGGUGUUGCGUUUCUAUGUGGAAGAGGAUAAUGUUUUUACCCAAGUUGGAAUUUAUCAAAAUGUGUUGCCGGAUGAGAUGGUUAACUGUUUCGACUGUCAAAAAAACUUUUCGAAAUUUGUUUAUCCGUACAUCAUCAUGGAAAACUGCUGUGAAGAGAAUGUAAGGAAAUAUGAUAUGGCCUUAAACAGUUUCUAUAACGCCAUUCGGUUCAAGAAAAGAGAGACUCUUCUAAAAUGUGUUUUGAUCAUGAAUACUUAUGAAUUCGCGUCAGUUUUAGCUAAUACUCUCUCAUCUCUCUCACAUAGUUUCGUUGAAAUAAAUAUCGGUAAACCAAGAGAUCUGGAACAAAACAUUCGAGUGACUCCGGAUUUAAAUGAGACAGAUGAAGCUAGUGGAAUUAAUGAUUUGCUAUAUUUUUGGUUUAGAGCCAAUGCGCGAUCUUUGCGAUGCUUAAGAAUAUAUGAAUAUGUUACUGUGACCGGAGAAUUUGCCAAAAUAAUCACUGGAUGUGUUUCUAUCAGUCAUCUUACAUUUUCGAAGAUCCAAAUCGUGAACGGCAGGAACAUAUGCAUAUUCCCAAACAUCUCCAGUUUCGAGUUUGAUGGUCAAUGUUUGGGUGUGAUCGAUGAUGAGAUACGCUUUGUAAAAAGUCUCAAAAUGAUUUUCCCGAAUGUUAAAGUUGUUUGUUUCAAAGGAACAUCCUACGAUCCACUCAUCAAUGCAUUUCUGAGAUCUCGCAAUACGCUUGAGAGUGGAGAUACAAUCAAAUUGUAUCAGCCGGUAACUGAUUUGAAGAAGGUUCAACACCAGAUGAGCCUAAUUUAUCCAAAAACUGAACUGAAUACUUUUCAAGCUGGAGAUUAUCCGAAAACACUAACCAUUUAUAACGAGGAAUAUAAUACUAAAAUUAUUCUGUACCGUGCCGGAGAGAAAUUCAAAAAUACACUUUGA
This is a messenger RNA of Auanema sp. JU1783, 1227 nucleotides long. The record is from the annotation of a GenBank genome assembly. NCBI's taxonomy places the organism in Eukaryota, Metazoa, Nematoda, Chromadorea, Rhabditida, Rhabditidae.